This is a messenger RNA of Paramisgurnus dabryanus, 1659 nucleotides long. Lineage: Eukaryota; Metazoa; Chordata; Actinopteri; Cypriniformes; Cobitidae. The record is from RefSeq and is a predicted model, not a curated record.
UAAAUAAUACUAGAAAAAGAACGAGAUGUUCUCUCCGACUUUUGGGUGUUUAUUUUUUUUUUUAAAUAACAGGGGUCCGUGUUAUUUUGCAUUAUAGUCGUAAGCUUCACUAUAUGAAGUAAUUUUUUAAUGAGUAUCCUAUGUGUAUUUUAGUCAAAGCCGUUUGCAUGCUAACUUAAAAAUGUCUAAGUCUCUAUCGUUUCGGUUUCAGUUGAACUCCAUAAUGGAGAUAAUGACUAAAACAGCAAUAGAAGAAAUAUGUAAAAUUGUAGAAAGCGAUUUCGCGUUACUACGACAAGAACUGUCAUUCGUCAUGAGUGAAAACAGAGUCCUCAAAGACAAAAUGCUUUACGCGGAAAAUAAAGGAGAAAGCACGCGCAUCACAAAAGAAGAAACAGCUUCCAAAACAUAUCAGUCGACUUGUGUUCAAACAGAAGGAGUGCAGCCUUCCGUCCAUGGGAUAUUUGGGAAGGAAUGGUGCACCAGUUUGUGGGAUCAGAAGAUCCAGUCAACAGAAGAUGAGCUGCCCGAUGCUGUUGACACGUGUCCUGAGUCACAAUAUAAGGACAUUGAACCAUACGGCUCCAUCCAUCCCCUGAUUAAAGAGGAGAACAGAUCUGUAGAGGACACAUAUCCAAACUAUGAAGGUAAUGUAUCAGAAGGACUCUUAAACUUUUCUGUGUGUGAACCUUCGGCAGACCCCAAAAAAUAUAACCAGCCCUUUGAAUCUGAUGAAAUCCAGAGAACAGCUUUUGAUUCUUCAGAUGGACACAGCAUAAAAAACACAGUUAUUGAUAACACUGUCGAAAAGUUAAUGGCACCCAUCGAAGACCCUUUGAUAUUUGAUGAUCCCUGUUUACUCGACACAUUUUCUGUGGAGCAAAAUGUCCCAUGUCCAUCUGAGACCCAGAAAGAUGAACCAUUACAGGAACAAAUUACAUGUGCAGAUACUGCAACCACUCCAGAAAAUGAUAAAGGCAGAUUUAAACUACACAACCUGGAAAAAGAGACUGUGAAACCUAAAUUAAGUUGCUAUGAAGGAAAGAUGUGUCUUCGGCCGAAUGCCACUAAACACAAAGUCACAAAACACAAGCAGCAGCCUCCAGUUAAGGUUUCAAAGUCGCAACCAAAUAAAAUGUAUCAUUGUGAGAUUUGUGGGAGGAGAUUCACUUGCAAAGCUAACUUAAAAGUUCACUUUGUGGUACACACAGGGGAAAGGCCCCAUAAAUGCAGUUUUUGUGGAAAAGGAUUCACACAGAUAGGAGCUUUACACAUUCAUGAACGCAUUCACACAGGAGAAAGACCUUUUAAGUGUGACACCUGUGGAAGAUGUUUUACCCAGAAGUUCUGCCUACAGAAUCAUGAACGCAUCCAUAGCGGAGAAAGACCGUUUACUUGUGACACCUGUGGAAUGACCUUCGCCCAGAAAAUCACCAUGGACAAACAUUUAAUCGUCCAUAACAAACCAACAAAAAAGAAACAAAGGAAAUUAAAGAAAUAUCAGUAAAUUUAUAUCAACAUCCUUUAUUUACACGAUUCAAAAUUCACCUGUAGCUGUAUGAAAUAAAUUUUUUACAAGAUUAACGGUAACAAAAGUCUCUGCGUGCAUUUUUAAAGCAUUUUGACUGUUUGUCUUAAGUCCUGAAAAUGCAUACUUAU